AUGUGCAGAUCCAAGAAAAACGAUUCCAACUACAACGAAGACCUUGAAAAGGUUGUUUCCAAUGUCAAUGACCUCAAGACCAACUUGGGUUCUUUGGCGUCUUCUUUUUUUGCUGAAGAUGGUCCUUUCACUGAAUGGCAAGAUCGGGCAAAAUCGUUAUCAUCAGGUGUGAUGGAUGAAGCGUGGAAACUGGUCAAUGAAGUCAAGGGCGAAGUACAGAGUCUCUUGGAUGAUGACGCGUUUUUCCCUAAGCCUUAUCAGACAAGACUGGGAAAACAAGAAACAAUUGAUAGGGUGUCUAAUAAUGACUCUAGAUGGGGUACAUGGGGCGGCUGGCAAUCGAGAUGGCGCGGUCAAACCCCAUUCGGGUUCUACUCGUAUCAAGCUCCAUCGUCCAGGUCCUACCACGAGUGUUUACAGAAGAAUGGAGAAACGGUAUGGGACUCCGAAGGGUAUUGGAGGUGCUUGUUCCCCAAUGCCGAAGUGCCUAAUCUGAUUCUUGCGAAGAAGGAUUCUAAUCAAAUUUUGACCAAGGAAGACUUUAAUAAUGCUGCUGCACAUGCCAACGUUCAGGAUGGCGUGUAUGAUUUGGGUGCAAAAGGCACAUACUUUAAGCAGUUUACAGACUACCUCAAUUGGAAGGAAGCGAUGUAUGAGAAUGUGAGACGAGAGAAAGAGAACCGGUGGAACAAGUUGAAGGACCUGAACCAGCUGUGGCACGAGCUGUGGCACGAGAAGCAUCACAAACGCGAUUUCUCUCAUAAGCUGUUGCACGAACGGUGGCACGAGAAACAUGAUCUGCCUCAAGAGUCUCCAGAACAGGUGGAAAAAUCUGAGCCACAAGAUUUGGGAAUCGUGUCGUACUCGGUUCUGAAUGUUUUCAAUUCCAGCAAUGAAGGAAACUUCUUGUCGGAGACCCGUACUGAGCGUUUUAAGGACGGUUCCACUCGCACCACAACCACCACUAAGCGUAAGCCCGUGGAUUCGCUGGACUGGAUUACGGUAGAGGAUAAGACCGAUUUUAAUGGAAACGAUAUGAACAGUCUCGCGGCUCAGAACGACAAUCAAAGCAGAAACGGCUGGUUCUGGCGCAAGUGA
Messenger RNA from Meyerozyma guilliermondii ATCC 6260, 1098 nucleotides. RefSeq lists its product as uncharacterized. The coding region runs from base 1 to 1098 and encodes 365 amino acids. The record is from RefSeq and is a predicted model, not a curated record. The transcript has a single exon. NCBI's taxonomy places the organism in Eukaryota, Fungi, Ascomycota, Pichiomycetes, Serinales, Debaryomycetaceae.